Podarcis lilfordi (Lilford's wall lizard) is the source of this 15183-nucleotide messenger RNA. Lineage: Eukaryota; Metazoa; Chordata; Lepidosauria; Squamata; Lacertidae. The record is from the annotation of a GenBank genome assembly.
UCCCAUCGCUUCCUGGCCCGCGGACAGCUUCCCCCCCAAACAAGCGUGCCUUGGCAGGCAGGCGCAAAGUCCGCUCGGGCGGAGAGGAGGGAGAGCCUGGCCGGGCUGACGGAGGGAGGCCGCUGAGGAGGGGAGGCCGCGAAGGCGGCAGGUAAGGGGGAGGAGGAGGGGGCGAGGGUCUAGGGAGGAGGAGGAGAAGGGGCGGGAGGAAGCUUCCAUGGGGCGGGGGUGGGGGGUGGCGUCUCUGCAGCGCCUGCUCUCCAGGGCUGCCCGCUUUGGCCUUGGCGGAAUACGGGGCGGGUUGGAGCUGCUGCUGCUGCUGCUGCUGCGAGUGUGGAGCGUUCGGACCUGGAGCGCUUCUGCACCGUGUAUUGUUAUUCUCCCCUCCUGCAACAAAAACAACAACAACCACACACACACCACCACCACCACCACCAACAAGAAGUUUGUUACUGGUAUGAGCUUUCGUGUGCAUGCACACUUCAUGCACACGAAAGCUCAUACCAGUAACAAACUUCGUUGGUCGCUAAGGUGCUACUGGAAGGAUUUUUUAUUAUUUUUUAUAUUAUUUAUUUCGACUAGGCAGACCAACACGGCUACCUACCUGUAACACAUAAUAACAACAACAACACACACAGACACGUAUAUAACAACACACACACAUAUAUAAAACGCACACAUACAGUAUACAGUGGUACCUUGGUUUACAAACUUAAUCUGUUCCUGAAGUCUGUUCUUAAACCAAAACCGUUCUUAAACUGAGACACACUUUCCCUAAUGAGGCCUCCCAUCGCUGGUGCCCUUCCACCAUUCAGAUUUCGUUCAUAGACGGAGGUAAAGUUUGCUAACCGGGACACUACUUCUGGUUUUGCAGAGUUCGUAAACCGAAUCAUUUGUAAACAGGGCUGUUCUUAAACCAAGGUACCACUGUAAAUAUAUAUAAAAUAAUGCACGUACUCAUAUACAGUAUAUAUGUAUAUAAAACAACACACACACAUAUACAUAUAUGUUAUUUUUGUUGCAGGAGGGGUGAAUACACACACCCCACAGAUACCCUGCCAUUUGGGUACAGCUCCCCACCCCCCAAUUACUUUUUAGUACUUGUGUGGGUGGGUAGGUGAUGUAUAUUUUUCUCCACCUCCAGGAUUGAGUUGCCUCUACCACCCUGAGACUGUAGAAAGCCGCCUUCUAAGACAAGCUUCUCCAACCUGGUGCCCUCCAGGUGUUUUGAACUCCCAUCACCCUUGGCUGUUGGCUGUGCUGGCUGGGGUUGAAGGGAAUCCGAGUCCAACAAAUAUCUGGAGGGCGCCAAGGCUGGGGAUCCACAGCAAGGCUUCCCACAUUUCCUACUAUGUAAUUUCAGGCUACUGCCUCUCUGGAUGGGCUAGUGUCAAUAAAAUGACAAAUAAAGAGAAGUGUUGACAAUAACGUGCAAAGGUUGAAUAAGUAGUUUUCUCAAGUGUUAGAUUUGCACAGUUGGUGUGUUUUAUUACAGAGUCAUUUCUUUAUGGGAGGAAAAAUAAUAACUUGUAGCUCAAAUUUCAACAGUGUUAAUGAUCAUUGCAAAAAUAUAUAUAUUCUCUCCAUUUAGGUCAAAAUGGGUUUCAUAUUUUCGAAGUCUGUGAAUGAAAGCCUAAAGAGUCAACAGGAGUUUAUGCUCAUGAACUCUCGACUUCAGGUUGGUUAUUAUAUUACAGAGCAUGUAGCAACGCGAUGAUUUUAUACUCUGGUACAAAAAUAUGUGCAUACAGCAUUGGUUACCCCACAAUGACAUGCAUCUCAUACAUGGUACUGGGAACCGAAGUAAAAAUAUGGAUUAGAUAAUUUGCUCCCAGACAAAUGCACCUUCGAACUGCCAAGGUGCCUUCUUGCAGUCCUCUACCCACUUACCUGGGAGUAUGUCUCAUUGAACUAAACGGGGCUUACUUCUGAGUAGGCAUGUUUAGGAUCACACAGUAAAUUUGUGUGUAUGAUGCAUACGUAUACCUGAAUGAAGAAAGAGGAGUGAGAGCUGGGAGUUGAGAGAGACCUGUGGUGUAUAGAAAAGAACAAAUAGUUUUCGUUCUUUUCUGUCUGCACCCUCAUUGCAGCCCUAAAGUUAAGAUCCCAGUGAAGACCAGCAGAUGGGAGGGAGGAAAGUUGACAGUGGGGGUGAAUGGAAGAGAAUCUUACAUUACCUGCCCCCCCCCACCUUCCCAGUAGGAGAACAGGAAGCAGGUUAAAGAACAGGAAGGUAAUAAAGUAUCCUGUUUUCCUGCAGAUCUUAUUAAUCUGCCAUUUAGAAUUUAAUUUUGUCUUUGUCUUCCUUGGCAAAUCUGAUUAGGUUAUCGGAUUGUCUUAUCCUGAAGACCUUACUGUUAAUAUAAUACAUUGCUGUGCGGCUUCAGAACACUUAAGCAAUAUAUCCGAGAUAAUUGCGUGUUGUUGUUUACUUUAAGGGGGGGAAAAAACCUCUGCAGUGCUUGUUUACGUAUUCUCUGCUUCCAGAAUCACAUUCUAAACUUGCUGGUGCAAUUUGUCUUCAAAAUAAAUUUUUCUUCCCUUAAAGUAGUCCUUGGGGCUCUCUUGGAGGCAGAAGAGUUUAAAGUAUGUGGUCCAAAAUACAGAAUAUUUUACGCUCCUUGUUUAGCUGAAUGAUAUUCUGCCUAGUUUUAACAGUGGUAUUUGUAUAAUCCAAGCCUGGCUUUUUCCAGGAGAUUGUAGCACUUAAAGUACUCUUAAGUAAGAUGUGACAUUGCCAUGUGGCAUGUAAGGGCAUAUAAAAAAAUAAAUAGCUAGGGAGGGGGCGCUUUAGCUCCAUGUCCGAAAGCUUUUAUUAGUCUUCCUUAUGACAAGUGUUGUCCCUUGAUAAGAAGAGCAUUGCAGGAUCAGGCCAAGGUACAUCCAGUCCAGCAGUGGCCAACCAGAUGUUUAUGGGAAGCCCCCAAGAAAACAAAAGUAAUGAAUUAGAGGGGUGUUGUUUCCAGUGAGAGGCUAGAUGGUUUAGAAAAUAAGAGUGACUGAUGUUGCAGUUCAUUGUUGUUGUUUUUUAAUGUCUGCAGAAAGAUAUGUACUAAAGAAUCAUAGAACUUAGAUGGAUAAAUUUAAUUUUUAAUGACAAUAAAUUCUGCUUGGGUGUCUUCCACUAAAUUAGAUGUGUCACUUUCAGUUGUCACAAAAUAUCAGCUACUGAAAAGUUUUUGCCAUGUAUCUUAUCGCCAUAUGACUAAAGAGGUUGACUUGUUAAAAAUCGCACACAGUGUUUCGUUUGGGUUGUAGCUGAAGAAUAUAAUAGUAAAUGUUGGGGCAAGCAUGAGAGAAGAUACGUGCUUCCUGUUUCCUGACUAUAAUGGGAAUUACACCGGUUUAACACAUAGCUGUUAGCUUCAUCCUAACAGACAGUGACACUGUGAAGUUAUAAUGAAGGAGAAUCGUGCCUUUGGCAUAAGGGCGGGUGGGUGUCCUAUGAAAUUUAAAACUUCUCUGAGGAAAUAAGAACAUUACAUUUUCUGUUAGUAGCACUUCGCAGUGCACCGGCUGUUAAACAUGUAAGCACACCGAAAGAAGCUUGGAUAAUGAUUUUAUCUCAUUGCUAACCACUAUGUUACUCAUGUUCUGAUUUCUCUCGCCACCUGCCCUCCCCCUCACACAUCCAAGAUUUCAGUGAAAGAGAAUGUAAAUUGUGAACCUAAUAAAUUGCCUUGUCCAGUACUAUAUAAUGAGCUGCAGAGUUGAUCCCAGAUUUCAUAUUAAUGGCAACUAUAUUUGAGUAAGGAUACGUGUAAAUAAUAAUAAUAAUAAUAAUAAUAAUAAUAAUAACAACAACAACAACAUUUUAUUUAUAUCCCGCCCUCCCCAGCCGAAGCUGGGCUCAGAGCGGCUAACAACAGUAAAAUGAUCCAAUAUACUAAAAUCAUUUCAUUAUAAAAUCAAUUCAAAUCGGAUUAAUGGCAACCAUUGGGCUAGAGUUCCGUGAGAAUUGCCAAAGGAGGGGGUCAGGCUGUGCCCUGGCCAAAGGCCUGGUGGAAUAGCUCUGUCUUGCAGGCCCUGCAGAAAGAUGUCAAGUCCCGCAGGGCCCUAGUCUCUUGUGACAGAGUGUUCCACCAGAUUGGAGCCACAGCCAAAAAAGCCCUGGCUCUGGCUCUGGCUGAGGCCAGCCUAACCUCUCUGUGGUCCGGGACCUCCAAGAUGUUUUUGUUUGAAGACCGUAAGGUGUACAGAAGAUUAACCUACUGCACAUUUGCAACAUUGGGCUGGAUCUGUGGAUUUUGCAUAGACACACUGAAAUCCAUAGGGCUUAUAAUCUUAGAGUUUGAAGGGUCCCCAGAGGCCAUCUAGUCUAACCCCCUGCAAUGUAGGAAUCUCGGCUAAAGCAUCCAUGACAGAUAGCCAUGCAACCUCUGUUUAAAAACCUCCAGGAAAGGAGAGUCCACAACCUCCCGAGGGAGACCGUUCUACUGUUGAAUGGCUCUCGCUGCCAGAAAUUUUUUCCUGAUGUUUAACUUGUUAGUAAUGGCUAACUUAAGUCAAAUAGGAUGCCCUAUAUUAAGUCCAGAGGGUACAAGGCUGUAAAACAUGGUUAUUCCAGGAGAUUUUGCAAUUUUCUCUAGCUAAGGACCACUAAUAUGUUCCUGAAUUACGUAAAGGAUGCUUUUGUUUGCAGAAUAUGAUGAUAGUAUGUAUUUCUGUUACUACAUUUCUAGUGCUUGAUUAAGAUAAUUAUGUCAAUAUAGUAGACAAAAGGGUCUUGGUAACUAUUUUUUAAAAAUUUAGGAGUAGCAGGAGAAGGCUGGAGUUUUCGUUGUUAUAAAUCUUAAGAAACUCCUCUAACUUCAACAUUUAAUAGCUUAUAUUUUAGUUGAACUGUUGCAAAAAAUAUAUGACCUUUAAGGAUGUAUUUAGACUAUCAGGGUGAUUUCCCCACUAUUAAGUGUAACAUAAAAAAUAUACCCUUUCAGUCUCAUGAUUUGAUCAAAAUUCUAAGAGAGCUGUUCUGGGGUGGUGGAAGUUUCUGAGGGAGAGCAGCCACCACAUCUAAGGCCCCGCUGCUAGCUGCAGCCAUGACAGGAGAUGGGCGACUUUUUCUCUCCUGUACUCCCUUCCCAUUUUUACCCCUCCCUUAGACUCAGUUGAACUGGAAAUAACUUUAUAUCAUCAUCUUGAGUGCAUAGUUUGGAGCCCUUUUCAGGAGUGGGUUGUGGGAAAAUCAGCACCAAUGUGCCUAAAAUAAAAGGAAUAUAUUUUAAAAUGGUGGUCCAGCCCUUGUCUUUUUUCAAACCCAGUUCUCUGGAUAUCGUAAAUUACAGUACAGUGGUACCUUGGGUUACAUAUGCUUCAGGUUACAGACUCCGCUAACCCAAAAAUCGUGCUUCAGGUUAAGAACUUUGCUUCAGCAUGAGAACAGAAUUUGUGCUCCGGCGGCGCAGCAGCAGCAGGAGGCCCCAUUAGCUAAAGUGGUGCUUCAGAUUAAGAACAGUUUCAGGUUAAGAACAGACCUCCGGAACGAAGUAAGUACUUAACCCGAGGUACCACUGUAUAAUCUGUAAGCUUGAGAACAGCAACUACAGUUGUACCUUGGAAGCCAAACGCCUUCCGAGUCAAACGUUUUGGCUCCCGAAUGCCGCAAACCCGGAAGUGAAUGUUCCGGUUUGCAAACGUUCUUUGGAAGGUGAACGUCUGACACAGCUUCCGAUUAUGUGCAGGAAGCUCCUGCAGCCAAUCGGAAGCUUCACUUUGGUUGUUGAAUGUUUUUGGAAGUCAAACAGACUUCCGGAACGGAUUCCGUUCAACAACCAAGGUACGACUGUAUUUAAAAAUGGUAUGUGGGAUUCAAAAUUACUUUAUGAAGUUUAUCCUAGAGUAAACACAGGCAGGUGCUAAUUUCCAAUGCUGGAGACCAAAAAGCAUUUAUUAGAAAGUCUUCAGGGUGCUCUUUGUUGUUCAUCUCUUUUGCCUGUGGAAAUGCGCUGUUUAAAAUUAUUUGCAAGUUUUGCAUAUGGCUUACAAAUGUUGGCAUUUAAUAAUUUGUCAAAUGUGGGAAUGUGUAUAUAUACAUAUAGGCCUAAUAUGAAAAAAGUCAUAACUAUCUUGCAGGUGUCUUGCUGUAGCUUAAUCUAUGUGGACAAAUGCAAUUUUCCAUUUAGUUUGUGGAUUAAAAAUGGUAGUGCUGGCAAAGAGAACUGGUAGUGAAAACUUUUAUAACUAAUUUUAUUUUAGCUUCAGGCAAAACAUCCCAGCAUUACCUUGUAUCUUUUUCUAUGUUUUUUUUUUUUAAACACAAGAUAAAUGAAGUGAAUUAGGUGAUUUUUCUGAAUUUAUAUGGCAAUGUUUGCCUAUUGAAAAUCCAGGCAUCCAAAUGUAGCUUUUCUGUAGUUAGAAUUUGGACAAGUUGUCUUGAGAGACAAUGGAGUGUGCUUCCAGUGGGGGGUGGGGGAGUCAAACCGCUACAUUAGCAGCACCAAAGUUACCUCCCCAGAGCACAAGCCUGGGCAGUGUGUAUGGAGGGGCUGCCCAAAUGACAAGACCCCUCCUCUCGGCGUCACUGAUAUGGUCCAAAGGAAAGCAGAGCAAUACGUUUGGCACCAGCUUGGCUCCAGGUGUUGCUGGAAGGAGGCGUACAAAGCCCAAUCCAACCAUCUUAGGAACUCCACUCUGGACUUGUGUAGGGUUUGCUUCUUAGCCUUCUCCUCUCCCAAAGACAUCCUGUAAAGCAGUUGUCAGGAAUGUGCCCCCCCCCCCAGCACACCAGGAGAGUCAGCCUUGGAAAUUGAGCUGAGUGAGGAAGAGGCUGCCUCUGUAGAUGAGAGCUGUCUGUCUUAUUUUAGAGAGUACAGCCCAGGGCCCCUCCUUUUCAGGGAAGAAGCAGUUAGUUCCCAAGGGGUGGAAGAGUUGGAUGUUGGCCAAGGCGUUGCCAGGCAACCAGCAAGUAAGAGGGUGUCAGAGGCUGAGUCUUCUGAGGAAGAGGUAGCUCAGCCCUGCAGUCCCAAAACAAGGAGAUUAGAGAGGCUCCAAGAGCAACGGAAGGGAAGGAGACAAAAGGUGGGAUUUGGGUGUUCUUCCUGUUGGGGGAGGAACGAUAAGUCAGACUGAGCAACUAGAUUAAUGAGAGCAGGCAGAUUGCCAUGCUCUGAAUGUGUUUUUCUUUUAAAUAAACUUGUAUAAAACUGACAGAGACUCUUUGCUGCUUUAUCAGGCUGCUCGCCUGCCAGAGACCAUUAUAGAAGUGGAGCGUUAGGAUCAGAGUUUUCCUUCUCCUAGAUGGGCUACCUUCUCAGGUUGAUGAGCCCCAUCUGCCCUUCAUUUCCCUCUACAGAACAUACAGCAACUGUUGGACCCUCUGUUGGGUGGACCCAACAGUCUGAACAACUAUACCAAUAAAUACAGUCUGUUCACAGAUGCAUAGUAUUUUAUCAAAGUAAGAAAUGUUGUUUGCUUGAACAUGAUUGUUUUGAACGAUCCUAUGCCAUACCCAGUACAGUGGUACCACGGGUUAAGUACUUAAUUCGUUGCGGAGGUCCGUUCUUAACCUGAAACUGUUCUUAACCUGAAGCACCACCUUAGCUAAUGGGGCCUCCUGCUGCCACUGUGCCGCUGCUGCACAAUUUCUGUUCUCAUCCUGAAGCAAAGUUCUUAACCCGAGGUACUAUUUCUGGGUUAGCGGAGUUUGUAACCUGAAGCAUCUGUAACCUGAAGCGUCUGUAACCCAAGGCACCUCUGUAUUUCGUUUUCAUCCUGAAGCAAAGUUCUUAACCCGAGGUAAUAUUUCUGGGUUAGCAGAGUCUGUAACCUGAAGCAUAUAUAACCCGAGGUACCACUGUACAGUAGAUGCUCUAGCAUUGGAAUCUUACGCCAGUCUUGGCGGAACCACUAAUACCAUUAUACUGGCCCCAAGGACACAAAAUAUCUUUUUGAGCAUUCUGACAAGGAAAGGACAAGCCCCCCUCUGACUCAUGCAAUAUAUUAUGCGGGCCUUCAGAGUCUAUGGGUGCUGCAGGACAGAAGCUAGUGUAAACCCUAUGCCUAAGUGGGAAAGUUAUGAAGCAAGAGUCCCAGAUAAGAAGGCAGAGCUGGAUGACUCUACGCCGUAUGCUGGAUAUUGGAUACUGUGCAAUCGAUAACAUUUCAAGCUUAGGCUGCCACAGCGGCCGCUUUUAAUAGUAGUAGUAGUAGUAGUAGUAGGAAGAAGAAGAAAGAAGAAGAAUUUAUUAUUUAUACCCUGCCCAUCUGGCUGAGUUUCCCCAGCCACUCUGGGCGGCUUCCAAUCGAGUGUUAAAAACAAUACAGCAUUAAAUAUUAAAAACUUCCCUGAACAGGGCUGCCUUCAGAUGUCUUUUAAAGCUAAGAUAGCUGCUUAUUUCCUUCACAUCUGAAGGGAGGGCAUUCCACAGGGUGGGCACCACUACCAAGAAGGCCCUCUGUCUGGUUCCCUGUAACCUCACUUCUCACAAUGAGCGAAUCGCCAGAAGGCCCUCGCCGCUGGAUCUCAGUGUCUGGGCUGAACGAUGGGGGUGGAGACGCUCCUUCAGGUAUACAGGACUGAGGCCGCUGUUCAAAUUGCACUGCUUUCAAUAUAGGGCAAAUGUUUUCUACUAACAUAGGGGUUUGGGAAUCGGUGCUCCUCCUGAGGUUGAACGCCAGCUCCUAUCACGGCAGCCAUACAGGUGAGAGCUGGGAGUCCAACCAACAUCCUGAGGAUCACAGGUUUCCAGCCUCCCCUGCUAAAGCAUAAAACGAUACAGAAGUAAGCGGGGAUUUCUUUUGUUCCAUUUAUAUCUCACCUUUUUCUCCACGGAGCUCAAGGUGGUGGUACAUGGUUCUCCCCAUCUUCCUUCCAUCGCCACAACAACCCUGUGAGGCAGGUUAGGCUGAGAGAAAGAAAGUGACUGGCCCAAGGUCACCCCGUGAGCUUCGUGGUGGAGCACAUGCAAGGACACACAAGGCAACAUUUUGCUGUGCUGUUACGGUGACAAUGUACUGGCCAAACUGGUCUGUUCUUGAAGCUUUCAGUGACAUGGAGUGGAUAACACUUCUGUGUAGUGCAAACCCAGAAAACCAGCACCAUACGUGUGUGUGUGCAGUUGUCAGCUACAGUUUAGCUCAACAAUCUCUUGACCAAAUAGCAAGAUGUACUGAAUGCGCAGCGAUGACGAUAACCUUUGCUAGCGGAUGGUUUUAGAAAGAUCAUUGCUCCUGACUCACACUUCUGCUUGGGUGCUUUUGCCCCCUCUAAAAAGAGCACCUGAAUAGGGCACAUCAUACACUUCAAAAGAACAAUAGAAAUAUCAUAUUACACUUACCAGUAAUUUCCUUGCUGAAAGAGUUCUAGAACAGCCGCACAACUUAGACACGGCAACCGAAUCAUCCACUGUUAUAUUUCUGCUUAAAUAAGAAAACGGCAUCCAUUGGUUUUGUACUUGGUCAUUUUUUAAAAACGAAAAAAAUCCCUACCAUUGGUUUCAAUGAGACAGAAGAUACCUACACAGCUUGUGGGCUGGUGUAAUUUUUCUUCCUUGUUGGGGCAUGUUUCUUUUGAGAACAAAGAGUAUUAUGCACUGCUUUGGUUCUAGAGGUUGGAACAUAUAAUGUAUAUCUCUGCAGGCAUACCUUAAUCAGAGAUCUCGUGCACCUCAUUGUGGGCUUACGGGUUAGAUAAUCAUCAUCUUUGAGGCUCCAUGUAUAAAAUCUAAUAGAAUUACAAGGUUGAAUUACACAUGAUUAGUCCCUUCUGGUAAUUUUUAGCCUGCAAGUUCUGAGCCUGACCAGGGUUAUAUAGCAUAGUUCAUACUUGCUGGUUCUUCCACGUUUCUGGUCUUUGUCUCUGGCUGCCCUCGUUCCUGUUCUCUUUCAGAUUUCUGCUAUUACAGGCUCAGGGCAGGUGUGGGCACACUACUAUGUGGAGUGUGUUCACAUGCCUAUAUAUCUUUGGUGGACAAAAAGAAAUAUAUUUCAAAGAUGCCAAGAAGAUUAGUGUACUUUGUUGUUCAACCUGCCCAACCAUACGCCUUUAUCGGCAACCAUAAGCCUUAUUUUCCCUUUUUUUCUUAGCAAACUGAUUACGUAAGCUUCUACAUACAUUUAAUUUUUUCCACACCACUCUGUUACACACAUUAGAAUGGCUGUGUUCUCAUGACAUGAUAAAUUCUAAGAGUUUAAAGGAUUCCAAUUUGACACAUGGGCAUAUACAGUCGUAGCUCGGAAGUCGAACGGAAUCCGUUCCAGUAGUCCAUUUGAAGUUCCUGCAGUCAGUCGGAAGCCGCGGAAGCCCCGUCAGACAUUUGGGUUCCCAAGAAUGUUCACAAAUCGGAACAGUCACUUCCGGGUUUGCGGCAUUCGGGAGCCAAAACGUUCGACUCACAAGGUGUUCAGGAUCCAAGAUACGACUGUACAAUAUAUAUUCUGAGUAACUGCCUCAAUCCAACACUGUCUCCUUGAAUAUAGACUUUUCUAUCCAGUCAGGCACUGACAAGAUCAAUUUUUUUGUUGUUUAGUCGUUUAGUCGUGUCCGACUCUUCGUGACCCCAUGGACCAGAGCACACCAGGCACUUCUGUCUUCCACUGCCUCCCGCAGUUUGGCCAAACUCAUGUUAGUAGCUUCGAGAACAUUGUCCAACCAUCUCGUCCUCUGUCGUCCCCUUCUCCUUGUGCCCUCCAUCUUUCCCAACAUCAGAGUCUUUUCCAGGGAGUCUUCUCUUCUCAUGAGGUGGCCAAAGUAUUGGAGCCUCAGCUUCACAAUCUGUCCUUCCAGUGAGCACUCAGGGCUGAUUUCCUUCAGAAUGGAUAGGUUUCAUCUUCUUGCAGUCCAUGGGACUCUCAAGAGUCUCCUCCAGCACCAUAAUUCAAAAGCAUCAAUUCAUUGGCAAUCAGCCUUCUUUAUGGUCCAGCUUUCACUUCCAUACAUCACUACUGGGAAAACCAUAGCUUUUACUAUACGGACCUUUGUUGGCAAGGUGAUGUCUCUACUUUUUAAGAUGCUGUCUAGGUUUGCCAUUGCUUUCCUCCCAAGAAGCAGGCAUCUUUUAAUUUCGUGGCUGCUGUCACCAUCACAAGAUCAAUUACUUGGUGUUAAUUGAUAUUUGGUGCUACGUGGUGGGAACUGUUGUUCCGCAACCUUAAUCAGAAGGAAGUACUAAGGUCUUGACUGCAUAUCCUUUCACUCCCAAAAGAAGCUAAUGUAUUUAUUUUAUUUAUUGAAUUUAUAUACCGCCCUAUACCCAGAGGUCGCAUGGGAGAGUCAUCUAACAUAAAAAUCAUUGAAAGGAAGAUUAAAGUAGAGAAGAAGCCUCUUGUUCAGCAAUUGGAGCAAGUGCAUAUUCAAGAAUUCAAGCACUACUUUUGAGAUAUUACUACAAACUGCUCUUAAGCCACAAAUAAUAUAUCCUUACGUAGUUUGUUGUUUUGACCAUCAUGGUCAUAUCAACCAUAACAACAAGUAUAUACACUAAUACAAAAAUCAUUUUGUGCCAGUUACGUAGGAACUGUCCUGUAGAAAAGUUACUUAAAUUUACAAAUAAAAUUAUUGUUGUCUUUUUCUUGUACUUACAGCUUGAAAGGCAACUCCUGAUGCAAAAUCAAAUGCGUGAGAGGCAGAUGGCUAUGCAGGUUGCUUGGACACGGGAAUUUCUCAAUUAUUUUGGAGCAUUUUUCGGACUUGCUGCUGUCGGUCUAACAGUUGGGUAUGCAGCCCCUUUUUUCUGAAUAAUGCAAGAGAGACUGUGUGUUCCGUCAUCUAAGCUUUACUCAGAGUAGACUUGUUGGAAUUAAUGGACGUGACUAAGUUAGGUCCAUUAAUACCAGCGCAUCUACUCUGGGUAUAACUUAGUUGAAUUUUGCUCAGUGGAUGGCACUCAGCCAAGCUGUUGUGUGCGUGCAGAAUGAGGUCCAUUUGUGCAGUGGGAUUUCCCCUUAUCCUUGUGCCCCCUAAAUCUACUCUGGAGGAUUGGGAUGGGGGGACUUAGGGAGUGUCCAUGGAGGGAGGAGAGGGAAGAAGGUUCUGUUGUGCAAGCAGAUGUCAUUCGCUGCACACAUUUUAAAAAAAUAUUUAUAUACCGCUGUAUCAUAGAAAUAUAUCACAGCAGUUUACAACAGUAUACAAACAAAAAGGCACACAGCAAAAUAAUAAAAUGUUAAAAGCAAGGGAAUUAAAAUAGACUAUUAUAUAUAACAGGAAUAGGCAAACUCGGCCCUCCAGAUGUUUUGGGACUACAACUCCCAUCAUCCCUAGCUAACAGGAGCUGUGGUCAGGGAUGAUGGGAGUCCCAAAACAUCUGGAGGGCUGAGUCUGCCUAUGCCUGGUAUAUAAUAUUAUAAAUGGUUCUGGUGAUCAGGGUCACAGUGUGAGGAAAUAUCAGAUCCUACCUCCCCCUGCUCCAUAGCCCCAAUGCAAAUUAAGAGGAGCCAAUCACAGGUAUAACAAAGUGAAAAUCACACUGACAUCUCCAAACACAGAGCUCCAAUGUAAUGUGGAAGUCUGGCCCUUGAGAAAACAUGCAAAGCCAGCAAUGUUUGACAAAGGAUUUGACUUGGGAGAAGGAGAAGCUAAUGGACGGAUCUAUUCUGCUUCGUUUUAUUGUUAUAAAAUGUAAUUAUGAAUGUUGUUAAAAAGGCUGCCCUUCUCCCCAUGAUGUAAAAUAUGUUAACAAACGGUUUCCUUGUGAGUAGGCAAGUGUUGAUUUCAAGGGCCCUUAUUUCCAAACAAUUGUCUAGGAUCAUACAGCUGAUGAUUAUUUUUUUAAAAAAACAACAACCCUUACAAUAAUAAAACUGAAGUGGCUUCUGAAAACAUGCACGUCAAAUGUCAAAAGCCAGGCUAAAGGGUAGGAAUAUCUCCAUCUGCUCCAAGGGCGCCUCUUAUCAUCAGAGAGAGAACGGCAACUAUAUCCUUUCUGGAAAGCAGAGCACGAACAGUCCAUGAUGGCAAACAACAUGGUCCAUACUUAGCUCUAUGUUGAAUUCUUCCCCUUGUUUUUAUUGGAUUAUAUCCAGUGCUAGUCCCACUCAGAGUAAACGCAUUGAAAUUAAUGGGUCCACUCUUGAGUAGAAAAUAGUUGCAUACAACCCAUUGUGUUUUCUUUCCCAUUUUUCCUAGACAAAUUCUACCUUAUCUAAGAAAUGCACACUUGACUUAUUGUUACUGAUCAUGUACGGCAAUCGUGAUUCAUAGUGAAAUUGAUGGUGGUGAUGAUGACAAUAAUUCAGCUACUUAGAAGUUUACAAAGGAACAUUGGCAUUCUGGUGUCUCUGCCAUUCAGCAUUAUUGAUAACAGCACUAUAAUAUAUCUAAUUAACCGGAACGUCUGUGUUAGUAGUUCACAAUAUCUGAUAGUGUGACAGCACUUAAUGUGAUGACUUAAAAGCUGAUACUAGACUACAAAAUAGCCAAGACUUUUUGAAAAGUAGGUACUGAGGAAAUAAAACCUUGGGUGCUUUCAGUUCAGUUUUACUUUGAGUAGAUUCAUUGAAAUUAAUGGACCUAACUUAGUCAUGUUCAUUAAUUCCAGUGAGACUACUUGGAGUAAAACGUUAUUGAAUAUCACCCCUUGUUUAUCCAUAUCACUUCCAUACUUAUCCAAAAUUGAGCUAUAAACUAAAGAAAAAGCUAAAGGGUUUCUUAAAUCCAGUGCUUGCUAACAAGGGGAAAUCUUAAUAUUGUCUAAUUAUUUAUCUAAUUAAAUGUAUAUGCCGCUUCAUUGUAAAAGGAAACAAAACUCGAUAAGAGGUUUACAAAAAGAUAUUAAGAUAUCCCAUUAGGAUAUCCAAAAUGGGAGAGCUCAGUUGGUUGUGCAUGAGACUCUUAAUCUCCGGGUUGUGGGUUCAAGUCCCACCUUGGACAAAAGAUUCCCACGUUGCAAGGGGGUUAGACUAGAUGACCCUCACGGUCCCUUUCCAACUCUACAAUUCUAUGAUGCUAUGAUUCAAUGUGUUAUUUUGUUUGAAGCUUUAGGAUAUUACUUACUUUUUUUUUUAAUAAACAGGGCGAUUAAAAGAAAAAAGCCUGGAUUAUUCCUUCCAAUUGUUCCUUUAAGUUUUGUGCUUGCCUACCAGUAUGAUAUGGGUUAUGGAUCACUUCUGCAAAGAAUGAAAGGUAGGUAUUGUAUAUUCUCUGCAGCGGCUCCCCGUUUGUGGAAUUCUCUCCCCAGGAAGGUUCAUGCCUUCAUUAUAUAUUUUUAGGUGCCAGGCGAAAGCAUUCCUCUUCAACCAGUUCUUGGGCUGAUUAAUAUCCUACAGCCUUUUAAAUGUGUCUGUGAGAAGUGGGGUAUUGUUUUGCUGUUUUGUUUUGAUUAUUUACCAUAUUUUUUGCUCUAUAAGACUCACUUUUUCCCUCCUAAAAAGUAAGGGGAAAUGUGUGUGCGUCAUAUGGAUCGAAUGCCGGCUGCGCAGCUAUCCCAGAAGCCAGAACAGCAAGAGGAGGGAUCGCUGCUUUCGCUGCGCAGCGAUCCCUCUUGCUGUUCUGGCUUCUGAGAUUCAGAAUAUUUUUUUUCUUGUUUUCCUCCUCCAAAAACUAGGUGCGUCUUAUGGUCUGGUGUGUCUUAUAGAGCGAAAAAUAUGGUACUUGUUUUUAUCCUGUAUUUUAUUCUGUGAACCGCCCUGGGAUCUUACAAUGGAGAGCAGUAUAUAAAUCUAAUAUAAACAAACAACACUUAGUUAAUGGCAGAUUUGUGAUCAUUUUGCUCUCACAAUAUACAAACGUAUAUACACAUGUCCGUAUUUUUCUCCCCAGGUGAAGCAGAGCAUAUACUUGACGCAGAGAACGCGUUGGUGGAAAUGCCAAAAGGACCCCUCACUUACGAUGGCAUUGAAAAAGCCAGAAGAGCACAGAGCACGUUUUUCAUUGAAAAAUAGUUUGGUGUGGUGAAGCAGUGCUUCAGAGAACAGAAAUAUCUAUUUGUAAUCAUGUUACCGACUUGUGAUGCUCUGAUCUAACAGUGUGUAUGCAGGGAGCCUUUGCUAAAAUCUCACCAGUCAAGCUGCUUGACAACAAAGACAUUUGGGGGGGGUGUGUCUAGAUUCUAGACCAUUGCUCUGCCUCUCAAAAAGCUGAUAGGCCGAUUAUUAUUUUUUAAUCUGGGCUGAGCACACACAAUUUCUCCUGUUGGAUCAGAGAAGAGGACUAUGUGCACUAUACCUAGACGGAUCACGGCAAACUUGUUUUGAAAACUAUUGUCUGAUUGUAAUGCGCAUUAUGAAAUAAAACGGAUUUAAUACAAU